AGGGUGCUGAGCCUGGGCUGAGCACACCAUGGGGGCGAACACCUCCAGCAGGUCACCACCCUUUGAUGGGAAUGAGGAUGUUACCUUCGACCAUUUUGAGAUUUUGCGAGCUAUUGGGAAGGGCAGCUUUGGAAAAGUCUGCGUGGUGCAAAAGACUGACACCAAGAAAAUGUACGCCAUGAAAUACGUGAACAAACAGAAGUGUGUGGAGCGUAAUGAAGUGAGAAAUGUUUUCAAGGAGCUACAGAUUAUGCAGGGCCUGGAACACCCUUUCUUGGUUAAUUUAUGGUACUCAUUCCAGGAUGAAGAGGAUAUGUUCAUGGUGGUUGACCUGCUGCUUGGAGGGGACCUGCGCUACCAUCUCCAACAAAAUGUGCGGUUCCAAGAGGGAACUGUGAAACUCUUCAUCUGUGAGCUGGUGCUGGCCCUUGACUACUUGCAGAGCAGGCACAUCAUCCACAGAGAUAUCAAGCCCGACAACAUUUUACUGGAUGAGCACGGACACGUGCACAUCACUGAUUUCAAUAUUGCCACGAUGCUGACGAAGGACAGCCCUGUCACCACCAUCGCUGGCACGAAGCCCUACAUGGCACCUGAAAUGUUUAGCUCCACAAAACCCACCAGCUACUCCUUUGCCGUGGACUGGUGGUCGCUGGGAGUCACUGCCUACGAGCUGCUCAGAACUCGGAGGCCGUAUCACAUUCGGUCCAGCACUUCCACAGCUGAAAUCGCUCACAUCUUGAAGACAGCUACAGUGAGGUACCCGGCCGCGUGGGGCCCGGACACGGUGGCGCUGAUCAGGAAGUUGCUCGAGCUGAACCCCGAGAAACGUUUUUCUCAGCUGAAGGACAUCCAGUCCUUCCCGUAUCUGUCUGAUGUGAACUGGGAUGCUGUUCUCCAGAAAAGAAUAAUGCCAGAAUUCAUUCCCCUGAAAGGCAGACUGAACUGUGACCCAACCUUUGAACUGGAAGAAAUGAUCCUGGAAUCCAAACCUCUUCACAAAAAAAAAAAGCGCUUGGCUAAGAAGGAGAAAGACACAAGCAAAAGCAACUUAUCCCAGGCCAGCCACCUCCAGAAGCACCUGGAAAUGCUCCAAAGGGACUUCAUUGUUUUCAACAGAGAAAAGGUAAGACCCCACCAUGACAGCAUCCAAGAGACCAUGGCAAAAAGUGGAGGCCCACACAGGGAGGACAAGCAGAACAACCUCUGAGAACAGCUCAGCCCCUGCAGGGGACCUCCUCAUGGCACUGGGGCUCACCCACCUAUGCACCUUCACAGUGUCAGGCCAUGGACUUGUCCUCUGCUGCUGGGACCCUGCCAGUAGCCCAGGGCACAAGGAGAGCUGCAGCACCCACUCCCUCAGCUUUCCCCCCCACAGCCGGAGGGUCCUGAGCAUGGGGGCAGAGGCUGUGGGGGCUGCCUUGCAAUUGGCCACCAUUGGUUAGACUCAGAUCCUAUUAUGUUGCCUUUCCUGGGGGCAGGAAUGAGACCACAAGACAAUGGAUCAAACAGUAUUCACCAUUUUGGCUUGGCUGGCAGGUGCCACAACCCUUGGUGUCACCAUGCAGGCAACUGCUGCAGUGUGCCCAGGCUGAGCUGCUGUGCUGAGAGGUGCCCACGGCUGUGCUGCGCCUCAGGGCUCUGCAGAGGUUGGCAUUCCUGCAUGGAUAGGCUCAUGGCUGGCUGCCCCAGGGGGAAGAGGUGCCUCCCAGAUGCAUGGUCUUCACCAAUGCAUUGUGACAAAAGUGGCCUUUGCUUACAGACAGCUCCUGCAAACAUCCUGUGAGGGUAGGCACAGGAGGCUGGAGUUUAUUGUAAAAUGCAGGUGAAUCCAAUGGGAAGAAAUG
Vidua macroura (Pin-tailed whydah) is the source of this 1847-nucleotide messenger RNA. RefSeq names its product serine/threonine kinase 32A (gene STK32A). Gene Ontology annotation, biological process: regulation of signal transduction; G protein-coupled receptor signaling pathway; protein phosphorylation. The transcript has 12 exons. Lineage: Eukaryota; Metazoa; Chordata; Aves; Passeriformes; Viduidae. The record is from RefSeq and is a predicted model, not a curated record. Bases 29 to 1210 code for a protein of 393 amino acids. Gene Ontology annotation, molecular function: G protein-coupled receptor kinase activity; ATP binding; G protein-coupled receptor binding.